Molecule: messenger RNA, 1184 nt
Organism: Kockovaella imperatae
Lineage: Eukaryota; Fungi; Basidiomycota; Tremellomycetes; Tremellales; Cuniculitremaceae
Product: hemolysin-III related-domain-containing protein
Exons: 5
Coding region: 1-996 (331 amino acids)
Cellular component (GO): membrane
Molecular function (GO): signaling receptor activity
Source: RefSeq, a predicted model, not a curated record
AUGGGUCAGAAUCAUCAGCCGAGCGAACGAACCCCUCUGCGGGCUGAUACUACAGUUGAUACGGCUACCCCAUCCGAUAAGGAUCUUUGGCGGCAGACUUUAACAUAUGAAGAAUCGCACCGACUUUUGCCAUGGCAAAGCGAUAAUGAUCACAUCAGAACGGGAUACAGACGUCAGAUCAGAUCUAUCAGGGGUUGUAUUUGGAGUGCUUUUGCAUUCUUCCAUAAUGAGACAGUCAACAUUCACACCCACUCCAUCGGCGCAUUCUUUUUCGCCAUUCUCAUCCCCUUGCAUCUCUUUCCGACCCAUUUCCCAACUUUUGGGCGGGCGUCAGAUCCCCUGCCGACUCCCCCGACGACUCAUGACAAGAUCGCUCUGACUCUCAAUCUGGUGUGUUCGGUAGCUUGCCUAGGCCUGAGCAGUUGGUUUCAUACCGUCUGUUGUCAUUCUCGAGAAGUAUCAGACCUUUCUCAUAGGGGAGACUACGUGAGCUGUCCGGGUUCUGUGUCGAAGACUGAUGCAGGACAGCUUGGGAUUGUCAUCCUUACUUGCGGAACAAUCAUAGCAGGUCUGUACUACUCCUUUUAUGGACAGCCCGUCCUGCAAGGGCUGUAUAUGGGCUUCAUCUUCCUAGCUGGCGUGGCCACGACCUACACGGUCUUAUCUCCAGCCCAGAGGACUCAUCGGUGGAGGAGGACAACGGCAUUCAUUGCCUUGGGCCUCUCCGCAGUCAUUCCAGUGGCACACGUCAUUAUCGCUCGUGGACUGACCUACGCCAGACAAGUAGUCAGUCUGGACCUGGUCAUAGCUGGAGGAGCAUCUUACAUCUUCGGGGCGAUCCUGUAUGCCGCUCGAGUACCUGAACGGUUCAGCCCAGGUACAUUCGACUAUUUAGGAGCGUCUCAUCAGAUCUUUCAUUGCUUUGUACUGGGUGGCGCUGGUCUGCAAUACGCCGCUCUCCGAGGUAUGGUCUGGGGUCGGCAAUCUCUGCCUUGAGACUUGUCAUCCAAGCACACUUGCGAUUGCUGGACUUGACUUGCGCGAGGGAACGGCAUCAUCGCAAAACACGGAACUUGUCGGUCUCUUCCUUCACGCCGGAAAUCAUCGAGUGAAGCGAAGCAGCCACUUGAGCCAGAUGUGAACCUCUUCGAGGAGAGAUAUGGAUACACACAAGGCUCAACCCA